CUGUUCCGUAAUCCUCCGUCAUCUUAUUCCCAAGCAGUUUGGAGAGAGAGGAUGCAGGGAGGCUCUGUGUUGGCACUGACAUGGCUCAUGGUCCUCGCUGUUGCUGGUGCCCCUGGGCAGUAUGAGAAGCCAGCCUUUACCCCCAUCUUCACUGGUAGGCCUUUCAUUGUGGCCUGGAAUGCGCCAACCCAGGAUUGCAAGCCCCGCUUGAAGGUUGAGCUGGAUUUCAGUGUUUUUGAUGUGAUGGCCUCGCCCAACGAAGGCUUUGUGGACCAGAAUCUGACCAUUUUCUAUAAAGAGCGUUUGGGCCUCUAUCCCUACUAUGAUGGGCAGAAAGUGGCAGUGAACGGGGGUGUUCCACAAAACAGUAGUCUGCUGCUGCACCUGGAACGGCUGCCGGACAGCAUCCAUAAGUAUAUACGCUCUGAGAAAAAGGAGGGACUGGCUGUCAUUGACUGGGAAGAGUGGAGACCCAUCUGGAUCCGGAAUUGGCAGACGAAAGACAUUUACCGCAAUGCCUCCCGGCAUCUUGUGUUGGCUCGACGGCUUGAAUUGCCAGAGGACCAAGUGAACAAAGUGGCCCAGUAUGAGUUUGAGUCAUCAGCUCGUGAAUUCAUGGAGAAGACCCUGCGAUACGCCAAGAACAUCCGGCCCCGCCAACUGUGGGGCUUCUACCUUUUCCCGGACUGCUACAACCAUGACUACAGCAAGAACCAGGACAGUUACACUGGUCGUUGUCCUGAUGUAGAGGAGACACGCAAUGACUAUCUAGCUUGGCUUUGGAGAGAGAGCACUGCCCUUUACCCUUCCAUAUAUUUGGACCAGGUACUAGCCUCCUCCGCAAAUGGGCGGAAGUUUGUGAGAUCUCGGGUAAAAGAGGCCUUGCGUAUCUCCCAACGCCAUCAUGAACACUAUACCUUACCCGUCUUUGUCUACACUAGGCCCACUUAUAUCCGCAAACUGGAUGUGUUAAGUGAGAUGGACUUGGUCUCCACCAUUGGUGAGAGUGCUGCCCUGGGGGCAGCCGGUGCUAUCUUCUGGGGAGAUGCUGACUACACCAAAAGUCGGGAAACCUGCCAGGUCAUUAAAAAUUACAUAGAGACUGAUCUUGGUCGUUAUAUUGUCAAUGUGACAACGGCAGCCGAACUCUGCAGCCACACUCUGUGCAACAGUCAUGGGCGUUGCCUGCGCCGGGUCAGCAAUUCUAGCGUCUUCCUGCACCUCAACCCAACCAGCUUCAAGAUUCAUCACAACGAAGACAAGAAGCUUGUGGCUGAAGGAAAGCUCUCUCAGGCUGACACUGCCUCCCUACGGACUCACUUCCUAUGCCACUGCUACCAGGGAUGGCACGGAGAAGGAUGUGAGGGGCAGCUGAACCCUCCAGGCGGUGGCCCCUGCCUUUGCAGUAACCUGGGACUCCAGUUGCUCACAGUGCUUUUUCUUCUGACCUUCUUGCAUUAGGCUGCCUCUAACUGGAACCGCCUUGGCUGCAAACUAGUUCCUGGAGCAUAGUGUGAGAAAAGGGUUUGUGAUAGGCAGUGAGAGUAGCCAGAAAGGAAGAAAUAGGAGCCACCAGCCUCUUUUUUGUAUCUUAUUUAGCAGUGAUGUAGCAGAUCUCCUAUUUAAGAGACUGUCCUACCUCUCCCGUCUUGCCACUGGCCCUUUAAGUGGCCAAAGGAAAAGGACCCUUCUCCCCACUAAUAGUGUUUUUUUCCUUUCUGUAGACAGACAGGUGGACUACUGGAAGAGAGAACUGUGUUAGGGACUGGCAGAGGUAGGAGACUGGCAUGAGAUGUGGCCUUCCUUUCCUGCUGCUGAUGUGGUGACCUCUGCUGCCCCUAGUCUUGGGUUGUCUGAAUGUGCCACCACAAUAAGAGUGCCUUGGGUUAGCUGCCCAAAGGAAAGUGGUCCUUGGAGGGUGGCAGGUGGGAAAGGAACUAAGUGCCUGCAAUUGAAAUUGGUUUUAGGCCUUGGCUGCCAGGACUAGGAAGGGAGUGGUUGGCUCUUCUGUUGUAAGGAGGGGGAGGGCAUAGCUAGUUAUAAGGCAGGAGUCCUAGAGCAUACUUAGGCCUCGAAAGAAGUGUGGUGGGUUUGGUGGAGCUGCUGUAGUGAGGAAAAGUUGCUGCUGUAUGGAGUGUCUCUUAAGAGUUUCCCUUUAGGGUAGAGAAGGGGAGAAAUGCUGUUCAGCCACUGGGGAUUAUUCUGGAGAGUCAUAUGAGCUGUGAUGGGACAUAUGCUUUGCUGAAGGUGGGGUGGGCUGGAUCAUAUUGCCAGGUGAUGUUAUUGGGGAUUGGGAAUGCUGUGCCCUGUCUUUAUAUGGCUGGUGCUGAGUCAGUUCUCUGAAUAAUGCAGGAAAAACCAAAAAGUUUUACCUCAGAAUUAAAGACACA
Molecule: messenger RNA, 2390 nt
Organism: Gekko japonicus
Lineage: Eukaryota; Metazoa; Chordata; Lepidosauria; Squamata; Gekkonidae
Gene: HYAL2
Product: hyaluronoglucosaminidase 2
Exons: 3
Coding region: 52-1461 (469 amino acids)
Biological process (GO): carbohydrate metabolic process; hyaluronan catabolic process
Molecular function (GO): hyalurononglucosaminidase activity; hyaluronoglucuronidase activity
Source: RefSeq, a predicted model, not a curated record